AGAAAAUACAACAAUGAAUGCAUAAAUACGAAUCUUCGUGUAGGUUCUAUGUUUAAAUAAUAUUUGAAAGAGAAGUUACGCAACUUUCAUAGUUUAUGCUCGCACGUCGCGUGGAUCGUCUCUCUGUGGGGUCGUCAAAAACGCGAGCAUUACAGUUGGCUAGCAGAUUAAGUACUGAUAAAGCUUUUUCUGGCCAUGGCGUUAAUUUCUGGAAAAGUAAUUUUCAGUCCUGUGCUCAAACAAACCGUUAGGCAGCUGUUUCACAUCGACCAUAUCGUUAAACACCAAGGAAACUUUUUGCCUGGUCAGUUAUGCGUUGGAUCUUUUUUACCAUACGUGAAUACACAGAGAUUUUAUGCAGAAAAGAAAAUAUUUUCGAGGGCCAAACCACAUUGUAAUGUUGGAACAAUAGGUCAUGUUGACCAUGGAAAAACAACAUUAACCGCAGCAAUUACCAAAGUUCUAUCAGAAAAGGAAUUAGCACAGAUGAAACAGUACGCUGAAAUCGAUAAUGCGCCGGAGGAAAGAGCACGUGGCAUUACUAUCAAUGUGGCUCACGUCGAGUAUCAGACAGACAACCGUCAUUAUGGGCACACAGAUUGUCCAGGGCAUGCGGAUUACAUUAAAAACAUGAUCACUGGUACAGCACAAAUGGAUGGAGCUAUCCUUGUAGUUGCUGCCACGGACGGUACUAUGCCACAAACUAGGGAACAUUUGGUUCUUGCUAAACAAAUUGGUAUUCAGCAUGUUAUUGUUUUUAUCAACAAGGUUGACGCAGCGGACGACGAGAUGAUAGAGUUAGUAGAAAUGGAAAUUCGGGAAUUGCUUUCCGAAAUGGGUUACGACGGAUUGAAUACACCUAUCGUCAAAGGUAGCGCGCUUUGUGCUUUGGAAGGGAACAAACCCGAAAUUGGAAAGGACGCUAUAUUUAAGUUACUAGAAGCUGUAGAUAAAUACAUACCGACUCCAGUCAGAGAGUUGGAUAAACCUUUCUUGCUACCGAUAGAAAAUGUUUAUUCGAUUCCCGGUAGAGGAACAGUAGCCACGGGUAGAUUGGAGCGCGGUAAAAUAAUGAAGGGCAAUGAGUGUGAAAUAUUAGGUCACAACAAAGUUUUGAAGAGCACGAUAACAGGCAUAGAAAUGUUCCAUCAAAUACUGGAAGAGGCACAGGCUGGUGACCAGCUGGGCGCUUUACUUCGAGGCUUGAAGAGGGACGACCUUCGAAGAGGCAUGGUAAUAUGCAAGCCUGGUUCGAUGAAGGCUUUCGAUCAUUUCGAAUGUCAGAUAUACAUGCUCACCACCGCGGAAGGAGGAAGAAAGAAACCCAUCCAUGAUCGUAUUCAAACUCAAAUGUUUUGUAAAACGUGGGACGUCGCAACGCAAAUUAAUUUAGUCAACAAAAAUUUAGUCAUGCCCGGAGAGGAUUUCACAGCCGUAGCGAAAAUAAUAAGGCCGAUGGUUUGCGAAAAGGGUCAACGAUUCACAUUACGGGAUGGACAUGUAACUUUGGCAACUGGGGUGAUCACAAAAUUAUUGAUACCGCUCACCGAGAAUGAACGAACGGCACUUCUCGAAGGUAAAAAGAAAAAUAAGAAAGAAAAGUUGCAAGCUUAAUUCGCCGAAUUGUUGCAUUUGUUGCGCGCAAAAGGCAACACACGAUUUAUUAAUAAGUAGUAUAUUACCGGAAAGAAAAAGACGUGAAUUUCAAUUGCAAUAAGGAGUUUAGUAUUAAUUUCAUACGCGUAUGCAUUUUCCUACAAAUGUACUGCAGUUUUUCUUUUCGAUCAAUUAUAAAGUGAUUUUAAACAUUACGUAAUUUUCUAUUAAAUAACAUGUUAUUGUAAAUAUGUGUUUAUUUCGAUGCUAUGUUUUAAAUAUAUGCAAUUAAAAGUCAUCCCUUAUAAAUAUCAUUUAAUAAACUUGUACAAAAUGUUUUUUCAAUUUAUUGCCACCGGAAUGAUUGAUUUUACAUGUCUACGACGCAAACUUGUGUUUUCCCCUUCGCUUUGUUUAACCGAAGUCUCACCGAAGUAUACAAGACAAACGUAACGUUACGCGCGUAUGUGAACGUUCCAGAAAUGUUGUAACUUCGAAAACAGUUCAAGGACGAUUUAUUGAAUCCAAUACAUCAUUGGUACAAGCCGCUUCAAGCAGGAACAAUGAAGCACACAAUACGUAGUGCUUCACUCGCGUUUCUGCCAUUUGCUUUAAUCGAUAAAAGUACCGUGGGUAGUUGUGUACACUUUUUCACUGUGCACUCGGCGUAUUUUCAUCAGCAACAAACCGGGGAAAGUAAGGAAAGGGACGUAUGUACCGCUCUGGCCUCUUAACGAAACGAAUGUUUUUGUAUAGAAAAGAAAAACACUGUUUAUAUAAUUUAAGUCGAACAAAUCAUACAUUCACCUUCGCUUAUAAA
Colletes gigas is the source of this 2416-nucleotide messenger RNA. RefSeq names its product elongation factor Tu, mitochondrial-like. NCBI's taxonomy places the organism in Eukaryota, Metazoa, Arthropoda, Insecta, Hymenoptera, Colletidae. The record is from RefSeq and is a predicted model, not a curated record. Bases 196 to 1614 code for a protein of 472 amino acids. Gene Ontology annotation, molecular function: translation elongation factor activity; GTPase activity; GTP binding. Gene Ontology annotation, biological process: mitochondrial translational elongation. Gene Ontology annotation, cellular component: mitochondrion. The transcript has 6 exons.